AAUUUAAAGAACAUGAAUCCCGUAUUACAUACACUGUAUUGUCCAAUAUAUACAAGUUAGUUAUGCACACACAUAAAUGUGUAGGGUGUGUGUAUCGAAUGUAAUUAAAAGUGCCGGAAUGGGAGCCUCUUGUUUCAGCAUCGUAUGCCUGCUCAGCAACUUCCUCCGCCGCUCAGCGACGGCCGCCGGACUCUCCUCGCAGACGGUGGAGAUCGACGGAGACACCACCAUCCAUUUCUGGGGGCCCACCGCCGCCACUUCAAAACCUAACCUUGUCCUAAUCCACGGCUUUGGUCCUCCGAGCCUAUGGCAGUGGCGUCAGCAAAUCUCAUUCUUCGCCGGAGAAUUCGACGUCUAUGUACCCGACCUACUAUUCUUCGGCGACUCCUUCACCAAUUCCACCGACAGGUCCGAGGUUUUUCAGGCAACUUGUCUCGCCAAACUCCUCGAAAACCUCCAGAUUCAUCGGUACUCAGUGGUGGGGACGAGCUACGGCGGAUUUGUGGCGUAUCUGAUGGCGGCGGCGUCGCCGGAAAAGGUGGAGAAAGUGGUGAUCGCCAGCUCCGCCGUGAACAUGCGGCGGAGCGACAACGACCGCCUGAUGAAGAAAGCAAAAGUCGACAAGAUUGAAGAUUUAAUGUUGCCCACCACCGCUAGCGGGCUGCGGACGCUGCUCGACCUCGUUCUUUUCCGGCGGCCGUACAUGCCGGAGUUCUUGCUCAAUGAUUUCCUCGACAAAUUGUAUUCUGAAAACAGGAAAGAAAAGCUGGAACUAUUGAAAGAAUUGAGAAUUGGACAAGAUGAAGUUGUCACCAUAUCUCCACUUUCACAGGAAACGUUGAUUGUGUGGGGAGAGCAAGAUCAAAUAUUUUUAUUGGAGAAAGCUACGGAACUCAAUAAAUUGUUAGGGGAAAAGGCCAAAUUAAAGGUAAUAAAAAAAGCAUCACAUUGUCCCCAACUUGAACGUGCAGACCAAUUCAACAACAUUGUCAAUGACUUCUUUGUUCAUGGUUUCAAUAUGUAUUGAUCUGUUUUUAUAUACAUGGAAAAAAAUUUCCAUUAAUUUCCUAGUGUUACCAAUUAAGCUUAUUGUGUUUUGGUGAUAAAUAUUUAUAUUUUUGCACUUUAUAGCUUCGAAAGGUUGAUGAAUGAUUUGACAGUUGGUAUUCUAAAAGUAUACCAUUAAAAAUA
Molecule: messenger RNA, 1191 nt
Organism: Erythranthe guttata (spotted monkey flower)
Lineage: Eukaryota; Viridiplantae; Streptophyta; Magnoliopsida; Lamiales; Phrymaceae
Source: RefSeq, a predicted model, not a curated record